Chaetura pelagica (chimney swift) is the source of this 806-nucleotide messenger RNA. It is a transcript of the gene PPIC, whose product is annotated as peptidylprolyl isomerase C (cyclophilin C). Gene Ontology annotation, cellular component: intracellular membrane-bounded organelle. NCBI's taxonomy places the organism in Eukaryota, Metazoa, Chordata, Aves, Apodiformes, Apodidae. Gene Ontology annotation, molecular function: peptidyl-prolyl cis-trans isomerase activity. The transcript is spliced from 5 exons. The coding region runs from base 1 to 540 and encodes 179 amino acids. The record is from RefSeq and is a predicted model, not a curated record. Gene Ontology annotation, biological process: protein peptidyl-prolyl isomerization; protein folding.
AUGGAAGAUCAAGAAACGGUUUUCUUUGAUGUGAAGAUUGGAGACAAAGAUGUUGGCAGAAUUGUAAUCGGAUUGUUUGGAAAAGUUGUCCCAAAGACUGUGGAGAACUUCAUUGCACUGGCAACUGGAGAAAGAGGUUAUGGAUACAAAGGAAGUAAAUUUCACCGUGUGAUCAAAGACUUCAUGAUUCAAGGAGGAGACUUUACAGCUGGAGAUGGAUCAGGAGGAAGAAGCAUCUAUGGAGAAAGGUUUCCAGAUGAGAACUUCAAGCUCAAACACUAUGGAAUUGGAUGGGUUAGCAUGGCUAAUUCAGGCCCAGAUACCAAUGGAUCCCAGUUUUUCAUCAGUGUGACAAAGCCUUCCUGGUUAGAUGGAAAACAUGUAGUAUUUGGCAAAGUGCUUGAUGGAAUGUCUGUGGUACACACAAUAGAACUCCAACAGACAGAUGAACAUGACCGGCCCCUUCAAGACUGUGUGAUUGUGAACAGUGGCAAAAUAGGUGUAAAAGAACCAUUUGUAGUGGAAGUAAAUGGCUGGUGAGACCAACAGUCAAAAUGGAAAGUAAAACCCUAUCACUUCACUUUUAAGGCCUGUUUUUGACCAAUCUCAACUGUCCAUUGAGUUUUCUCUUCAAAAGAUGAAGCUGUUUAGACACUAAUUAUAAUUUUCCAAAUAUAUAUACUAUAUAUACUAGCAUUUCUCUAACAGCUUGAUGGAGCUGUCACUCCUUGAAAUUCAAGACAUAUCCCACUGAAUCCUAGAUCUCGCAGAAAAAGUGUUUAAUUAAAAAUUGUACAAGUACUUCU